CAAAGCAAGAGGCGCUCCAGCAAUUCAAAACUUGAAACGAGAGCGAGCGAGCGAGAGAGAUGGAGAGGGCGGUGCCGGUGAGGAAGACGCACGCCUCGACGGCCGGCCUGCUCAGCUGGUCGGAGACGGGCCCCGAUAAUGCCGCGGCGGCGGCGGCCACCGCCGCGCCUCCCUCCUCGAGGCCCAGCCUCAAGCCGGCCGGUGGGAUCACGCCGGCGAUGUUCGGGGCGCCGGUGACCGAGCUGGAGGCCGAGGAUCUGAGCAAGAGGAAAACGUGCUCGGGCUCAAAGAUGAAAGAAAUGACCGGUAGUGGAAUAUUUUCUGCACAGAGUGCUGGAGAUUCUGAAACUGGCUCUGGUGCCUCAAAUCCUCCUAGCAAAACAUCAUUAAGGAUGUAUCAGCAAACUGUAACUGGCAUAAGUCAGAUAUCAUUCAGUGCUGAGGGGAGUGUGUCCCCGAAGAAACCUUCCUCAUUGCCUGAGGUGGCCAAGCAACGAGAGCUGAGUGGUACACUGGAGAGUGAAGCUGAUGAUAAAAUGAAGAAGCAGAACUCGGAAGCAAAAAGCAAGGAGCUCAGCGGGAGCGAUAUAUUCGGCCCACCACCUGAGGUUCCUGCUAGACCCUUAGCUGCUCGUAAUCUGGAGCUGCAGGGAAAUUUAGAUUUUGCGCUUCCACAACCAAGAAGCAUCCACACUUCAGUUAAAGUAUCCAAUCCGGCCGGAGGCCCAAGCAAUAUCAUGUUCGGCGAGGAGCCGGCGGUCAAGACCGCCAAGAAGAUCCAUAACCAGAAGUUCCAUGAGUUGACGGGCAACAAUAUCUUCAAAGAAGAAGCUCCCCCUGGCUCGGCCGAGAAGGCUCUGAGCACGGCGAAGCUCAAGGAGAUGAGUGGCAGCAACAUCUUCGCCGACGGGAAGGUGGCCUCCCGUGACUACUUUGGAGGCGUCAGGAAGCCUCCUGGCGGCGGGAGCAGCAUCGCGCUGGUCUGAUAUUCUCCGGAGAGCUGAAUAAUUAGCUGUGGUCAGUCUGUCGAUCGUCUCUGUUGUUAACUUGUUAUCAUCAUCAUCAUUCAAGCGUUAUUGCAUUCUUACCUGAACACUAUACUGUGGUAUCUUAGCUUAUGGCCUGUGUAAGUCAGAACAAUCUGACUCGGAUUAUGUGUGCAUUGUGUAGACUGAUGAACAUUUAUGAGUUAGUUGUUGGUUACCUAUUGUUGUCAGGAAAAAAAAACAUUUUGCAUCCCAAAUACUCUUUCUGCCAGUUAUAAGUUGUAAGUCAUUUUGACUUUGGU
This is a messenger RNA of Oryza brachyantha (malo sina), 1288 nucleotides long. RefSeq lists its product as uncharacterized. The record is from RefSeq and is a predicted model, not a curated record. Bases 60 to 986 code for a protein of 308 amino acids. The transcript has 5 exons. Lineage: Eukaryota; Viridiplantae; Streptophyta; Magnoliopsida; Poales; Poaceae.